Molecule: messenger RNA, 7306 nt
Organism: Cladocopium goreaui
Lineage: Eukaryota; Dinophyceae; Suessiales; Symbiodiniaceae
Source: the annotation of a GenBank genome assembly
AUGGCGUUUCGCCAGGUGAGUACUGCCAGUGCCUUGUUGCGCCAUUGUGCCGGACCACGCUUUCGCAAGGACUUCUUCACGUUCAACGUCUCGGCGCAAGUGGUGGCAGAAGGGCCCUUACCGGUGGACUGCAGAUUGCUGGAGCCGCAUUAUGCAAUUGUGAUGGCGGCACUGGGUUUGCUUGCCCUGGUAUCACUCCUGCAAGUUGGCCGAACAGCUUUCAGGUCCUGCCGUUCACAGAGUCGCAGCCCGCGCUUCGAGCAUUCGCAGUCGGAGAUGUCCUUAGGUGGGAUGAAGCUAAAAGGCCCGAAAGCCAAGACCCUUUGCGGGGCCUUGAAAGACUCAGACAGUGACCGAAGAGAAUGGACGUCAUGGGACUCAGCAACCUUCAGGGAGCACUCUAUGGUGCCUAUGGCCGUCGCCCUAGGUUUGACCCCAACAGCAGUUUUGGGUCUCCCCAAGAGAGUGCAUGUUUUGGAUGUCAUGGAAUCAGGGCAACUUCCUCAAGAUGUGGUGUAUGCAGGCCAUGGACAUUUUUCACACAGGCUUAGCCCUACCAAAUGGGAGAACCCUUUUGUUGAAGGCAGAGAUGGAAGCGCCGCUCAAGUUCUUAUGAAGUUUAUUGCUCAUUGGAACGAAUUCCAAUUGGAGCAGUUUCUUCCUGGGCUCACAGGGUGCAGGAUCGCAUGUGACUGCCUCAGUAACGAGACCUGCCAUGUUGACGUGAUCAUUGCCAAGUGGUUGGAGGCAAAUAGCAGGGGACAGCCCCAGCGAUUGGGUCACAGGUCAGUGCAGCUGACCAGUGGACGGGUCUGGAUAGCAGCAGUUAGAGUAGUCCAUGCUGUUCCGCAGAUGUUUUCACAAGCUGCUGCAAUGGCAGCCAUUCGAGGGCAAUUCCCAAUGUUAUCAUUUCAGGAUGUUAAGUGGCCUCUGCUGGAAGACAUCAUUAAUUCAGCGCCUUUCCAGAGUUUUCGAAUGUGGUUGUCAGAGAAUGGACAAGUGGCUGAUGGGCCCAUAGGAUCCAGUAUGCUCAACCGUACUGGGACAGUUGUUUUUCGUGCCGGCAUGGCAGAGCAAGCAGGUGCUGGUGCUCGCAAAACAGCCGCCCCCCCUGUAGUGCCGUUCAACUUAGCCCCAGAUGAGCAUUUCGCUGCAUCGCUAAGGGUCCAAGCCGACGGAGGACCGCUCGAUUUCCCAGCGCCAGUGGACUUGGACAUCGCCUUUGCUGCACAAGGCAUGGUGCAGGAGUUCAGCAGCUUGACAGCUGCCAGGCAGUUUGCUGUCGAACAGCUCCGGGCCCUCAGUUAUAGGUUGCAAGAAAUUUCUGAGUACAUCCGUAGCAUGCAAGUGCCAGUGUUGCGAGACGUGAAUCCUAGCGUUCAUUUCAGCCUUGUAGCCUUGCUUAUUGCUAUAAUCCAUUGGCCUGAUACUGGGUUUUGCCAAGCUCUUUUCAAUGGCUUCCCAGCCGUCGGGUUUUGUCCGCCUUGUGGUAUCUGGGACACCCAACCUGCUCAAUUUGUUUCCUUGGAGGAUGCACUUGCAGGAGGACCGCGGGACGCCCAGGAUUUGCUGAAGCAAUUGCGGGUCUCCGAGCUGGAGACAAUUGAAGAAGCAGGUCGGAAAGACCAAGCCAAUGGAUGGUGCUCCGAGGAAUUCGGAUGGGAUGAACUGCAACGCAGAUUUCCAUCAUAUAGGCUGAUUAGAAGAUUCGUCAUUACACAAGCUUCUGGGAAGAAGCGGGUAAUUGAUGAUGCUGCAGCUGGGGGGCAGAGUCUCUGGAGUGCAGAUUCCAACAAGCUCCAGUUCUGUAGCGCGUUGCAACCAUGUGCCCAUGUCCAAGCCCUAGCACAAGCCUGUUCGCAUGCAGGGGAAAGUAAUCUGCUAGAUGAUGUCGUUACAUGUGGCGAAGAUUUGCCGGACGCCUACAGGUUGAUGGCCAGUUUCUACUACGACGACUGUACCCUCCAAGAUUGGAAUAGUCAUGCAGCCGCAGCCCAGCAGUGCAUGUGCACAGCUAUGGAACUGCUAGGAGAAGAUUCUGGACAUCAUAGCUACCGCGCGGAGAGAGCUUCGGAUGCUGCGCAAGAAGAGGGUUUUGGUUCAGGAGGAUUCCUGUUGAGUGACAAACACUGGGUUCGCCGUGGAGCCGAAGUGGUGAUCACUGAGGCCCGAUUUCGCGGCGGUCAUCGCUUCGAGUUGCACUCCAGUCGGAUACGAAGCGAAGAGGAGGUGGGCUGGUGGUUGUGGUGCCAUCUCUCUGCUCAGCUUAGUAUUCUCGAGAGGCAGAUCCAGGCGGAAGUCUUGGCUUUGAAAGCUCUGCGUGCCAGAGCCAAGUACACACCGAGGCCCUCGAUUGCGGAGAUGGAGAGUGAAGAAGAGGAUGAUCCGGGCCACAUCGAUGGCAAAGGCGACGACGUGGCCAGCGCCAUGGCAAUCGUCCACAAGCGGGUGCUCGAAGGCGUUUCUGCUUGGUGCACUUACGUCGCAGAGGGCCUCUGUUUGCCGUCUGGAAUGGAGAAGAACCAAUUGAAGACCUUGGCCCGAAGCAUCGAGGAGAACUCCACGCGACCCUUGUCCAAGCUUUUCGCUGAGGCACUGUUGUUACGCACCAUGGAGUCGUUGAGCGAGCAGAUCCUGCACUGCCCCGAACGGCUGGCGUUUCUGUACUUCAAAAUUCUAGUGGCUUCAAAGGAAGAGCUAGGAGAUGAUGAUCUCCAGCCGAUGAGUGCAAUCCUGGACUUGGAGACUUUACAGGAUGGUUUGGAUCAAAUUCAAUUCCACUCCAAUCCCUUCGAGUGGAAGAGGAUGCCAAACGGACGAGGGUCGCUUGGUAUCAACUUCGACGACAUCAACGAAUGUGGCAUUCAAUGUCGGGAUGAAGUGGUGAAGACGUUUAAGGAACCUCGGAGCUUGAUGGUGGUUCUGGAUUUCCUCAUUUGCUACCGAGUGCCUUCCAUGCUCAAGGUAUGGACGCUCCUCAUUUCCGUCUACAUCUAUUUGGGCACAGGUUUCGGCAAUGACAUCACCACGUCCUUUAAUGGUUCUUGGUACAAGCCGAAAUGGUUGCGGCUCAACUUCAUCCAAUACGCCGCAGCAGCCGAUGCAGUUGCAUGGGUGGUGUUGGAGACCCUAACGAUCCUGUACACUUGUUGGCAGCGUUGGCCCUCCUUAUGUCGACGUUCUCCCGGGGUCCCAGGUCUUAAAUGGAUCAUGGCUCACUUCCUCAAUGCCUUGCUCUCUGCUGCGGGCUUUGUGAUGGUCUGGAGCAAUGGGAAGUUUGCGACAAAGCCCUGGCAGUGUCGCCAGUCUGACAGCAACGAAUGCGUGGAUGAGCGAGCUGCCACCUAUAUGGACCUCUGGAACACCUUGAUGUGGGCCAUCAUCUACUGGUUGGCGCGGGUGAUCCUCUUCUGGCUCUCGCACCGGAGGUCCUUUCCCAUGUUCAUCCACGGGACGCCUUGGAACAACGUGCGGAGGGAAGGUGGCAGAGGCAGCUGCGACCAAUGGAAAGCCAAUUGUCGUGUACGCAUCAUUUGGAUCUUGAUGUUGACGUGCAGCAUUGCCAUAGAAGUGGCGAUCAUCCUACCAUCCAUGAAAGGUUUGGAUCUGAACACCGCCUGCGGUUUGGAUGUUUUGGGAGAUGUCAUCGGUCUGCCGUUUCAAGUGGGCGACUGCUCCGAGAAGGAGAGCCUCCUGGAUUUUGGCUGCGUGACCUGCAUCGGGAGCGUGCUGAUGGCGAUGCUGCUGGUAUUCCUUGGCUCAUUGGUCGAUGUGUACUUUGUCUUCUACAUCUUCUCGGCCAUUUUCGGCAGCAUGAUGGGCCACCGACGACAUCUGAACGAUGUGAAGAACAUCUCAGUGCCCAUCGAUUUGAGACCCGGCGUGGGAAAAGAUGCCUUUCGCUUCGAGGCGGCUUUUGGACCGCAAUGGCAAUUGGUUUGGAGAGAAAUUGUUCAGAGCUUGUUGGAUGAGUCCUACAUCAGUCCACGGAUGGCCAAGUGGUUGGUCGAAGCCGCAGGCAUCACCUUGGACGGGACCGACCUCCAACGCCGAGACAAGAAAGAUCAGCCGAUCCACUUGUCACGCUUCCCGUCCAUGGCUGCGGAGCGUUUGGCCUUCUUCUUUCAGUCCUUGUCUUGGAUCCAGGACCCAGGCAGUGGAAUCACCUUCCGCGCCGAGACGGAUGCGCUCACCUCUGCGAUGUUUGAUCCAGGGACCGUUCCGUCCUUGACGCAGAUCAUUCCCGCCUACAACGAGGUCAUCAUCCCUUCGGUGGACUUCUUACGCUCCGGUGCGCUGCCUGAGGAUGCCAUGAAUCAAAGCCCAGAUGAUCAGCAUGGCAUCGGCGACCUCACGGCACCCCCUUUGGGCGAUGGGGUGAAUCCAAAUUUGGCCUUCAUCAUCUCCCAAUUUCCAGAGGAGUGGAUGUUCUUGGCCAAGAGGCUAUUCCAUGAGGGUCGGAUAGAGCAGCCGAACUCGCAUGAGCUGUACAAGAGCUUCAUGAAGCGCAAACUUCGCGAGGAGUUGGUCAUCGAGGUCAGGUUAUGGGCUGCCAUGCGAACGCAAAGCGUGGCCAAAACUGUGGUGGGAGCAUUGCAAUGUGCGCGGGCGUUAGCAUCACUGCCAAAGAUGAAGCAGUACUACGCGCAGUUCCCAGAGAAACGAAGCCCUGAGGACCACGCUGAACUGAUCCUUGCACAUCAGACCUUCGGAUUCAGAGCACCUGAGGGCAGCCCCGAAAAUGAUGAAGCGGUCAGGCUAUUGCUGUCCAGGCAUGCGAACGACCCUGUUUUCCUGGUCUUCGACCUCACUCCGUCCACUUCGGAAGACGUGUGGUACAUGGUUGAGGCAUUCCUUACCCGAAGAGGAGGAUACCAAUUAGGUGCCUUCACCUAUGCCAGCGUGAAGUGCAGGUGGGAUGCAGCUGUCGGAGACCUGGCUGUCCUGGAGGUGUUACCCCGAAAGUAUCCGCUACGUUUAGGUCAAGGCGAGUACAAGACGCAGGGCAAAGCCUGCAAUCAGCUCAAUGGAGUCCGCUUUGCCUCUGGUCAUUACAUCCAGGCUUUGGACUGCAACAUGGGCGCUUUCAGGGGUGAAGGCUUCAAGGUCCCUUACGUCUUGCGGCUGUUUAUGCCGCUGGACAAGAAGAAUCGUGUGGCCACACAGUGCCGCUACUUGGGCUUUCGCGAGCACAUUUAUACCGGAAGAGAAGGAACUGUGGGCAAGUGCCACGCGGCAGCGGAAUGGACCUUUGGAACCAUCUACCAGCGAUUUUUGAGCGGUAUGGGUACACGAAUGCACUACGGGCAUCCCGAUUUUGUCGAUGGAUUUUGGGCCAGAAACCGCGGAGGAAUGAGUAAAGGCUCUCCCGUGGUGAACCUCAGCGAGGACAUUUUUGCAGGUUACAACGUCCACAUGCGUGAGGAAGCAUCACCGCAUGUGGACGCUCUGGAAUUUGAGAAAGGCAGAGAGGCAGCCUUCAAUGCAGCGUCCAGCUUUUUCUCCAAGAUCUCCGGCGGAAGCGUCGGAAUUCUUCGGUCAAGAGACAAUCAUUUACUUUGUGAAAGGAUUGGCAUUCUGCACUCGUUAUCGUUUUACUUCACGUCGGUGGCCUUUUAUGUGAGCAAUUUGCUCAUCGACAUUUCCAUCUCUUUGUAUGUCUCUCUUUUCAUCGUUUUCACCUUGGCCAACAUCGAUCUGACCAAGCUUUCGGCCUUGGGAUCUUCUUUUAGUUCUGAGUGGCUCCUCUCCUUGGGAAUCAUGAGCCUUUUUCCUCAACUUUUUGAGAUGAUCCUGGAGUUCGGAGCGGUCCGAGCGUGUAAAGAGGUCUUCGGUGGUUUGAUUGCAUCGACCAUGUUUUUCAUUUUCCAGAACAAGAACAUCGCAGCCGCAAUGCGCGAUGGCGCAACGUCAGGUGUAGCAAGGUAUUUCUCGACGGGUCGGCCCCUGGCAAACCAGCACCAGACCUGGAAGGAUAGCUACAUCAGUUAUUGGAAGUCGCAUUAUUGUCCGGCCAUUCGACUUAUGGUCCUUUACAUUGUCUACAACCUCUUGGCCAGUCAGACCUUCCAGGGUCGACUGCCGAUGUUUUUGGUGGUGGUGUCCUUUGUCUCUUGGAUGGUGACUCCUGUGAUCUUUGCGCCGUUCCCACGGUGUGAGCUCAUCGAGCAGGAUUUGAGAGAGUUCAACGGCUUCAUCAACGGUCGUGCCGGGAUGUCAGAAAAAGAGUUACCUGAAGUGGUCGAGCGAGGACAAAGGGGCCGAGCUCGUACGAUCUUCGAAUGUGGGCUGUUGGAUUCUGUGAAUUAUUGGACGACCAUGCCGAUACUCGUCCUUCUCUUCAAUCUUCUAAGCAGGUUGAUCUUGUGCACCACCUUGGCGCUGGCUCUACCGGCAGAGGUGAUCGACUUUCUUUGGGUUUACCUCGUGGUGCUCAGUGUGCAAUGGCUGCUGGUGUUAGGCUUUUUCACCUUCGGUCUCAACAACAUUCUUUUGAUGCUUUCUUUGAUGGUGUGGCUAUUGGUUUUGCCCGUGGGCCGCUUGGUCAUUGGCACUCGGGCCGUGAGCCCAUCCCUCUGGAUGCGGAUGCCGGAGUAUUUCAUCUCCUUUCUGGUCUUCGUGGAGUUUCUGGGUUUGGUUCAUCAUAUCUUGAUGACCGCUUGUCGGAUUUUCAUCCACAUGCAGGCCACUGGCUGCUGCUUCGGACUUGAAGAACGCAAUCACAGGAUCCAACGCUGGGUACGCUUGGCACACGUCUAUUUCUUUAAUCAUCAGCUUCACACGCUGCAGGCCUACAUUGUGUUAUUGGCCAAUUUGAUGACCUCAUUGUUCAUCGCUGCCCUGGACAAGGUUUGCUGCAGGAUCCAUACAUGGUGGCUCCUGAAUUAUGAACUGGCCAGGACAGACAAUCGCGAACAAUACCUGCAGAAUAAGCCGACUCUCUUAGAACAGGAGUCCCAAAGGCACGGACACCAGUCAGAGACCUCCAGUUUCAUGGGCGGAGAAACCUCUGAGGAAGCCGCAGACAGCAGCUCCUCAGAGGCCUCGGCGGAGUAUGGCUGGCUGCGUCACAGAGCCGAUUGCUUCCGCAAGGACGAGAAGGUACGGUGCGCGUGUCCGAAAACGACCGUCCGUGGACCUCUUCCCCAUGGCCUCCACGGACUGUGUCGGUGUGGCCUCCGAUAGGUGUGAGUACCAAUAUGGCCUGAGGCGACCCAGGCGCGGUUGGAGGAUGCGAUUCGCUGCGAUGCAACGAUGCAACGCCACCACACGAUAAAGCAUGAGUUUUAUGGUUUAUCGAAUUUUG